UACGUUGUCGAUGGCAUUGAACCAAAUGAAUACGAGUCUAAAACAGUUCUUGUAUGUUCGCCUAAAAAAGGCAAUUAUAAAGAAUUCGAUAAAUACAUUGGAACUACCAUAAGAUAUAUACCAAUAUGGUUAUUAGAAGAAAUUCAAGCAUGUAGAUAUGGGGCAUUUAAAUAUUUAAAACUAUCAUCUGUAAAAAGUUUAUACUCAAAGUGGGGAGGUAUUCCUCGGUACAUUCUAGAGAACGUCUUGGAUAAGGCAAAGCAAAAUCAUCUUCAAAACGCGAUAGAUGUUGUUAAUGAAAAGAUCCUUCAUUAUAUUGGAGAAACAGAUUGCUCGGAUGACAUAAGCCAUAAGCUUAUUCACAUAAAUACAAACAUUCCGAAUGGAAAAGGCAAUGAAGAUCCUCCAUAUACAAAGAUGAUCAUAACAUUUGCUUCGGAGCGAGAUUCAAGAGCAAUUCUAUUGUCAACUCAAAAAAAAAAAAAUUUUGCAUCUAUUGAUGCUCUUAUAGCACCUAACAUCUUAUUCCAAAUAACGAUUUCCACCAUUCAUCCAAUCAAGCUAUGUGGGCUAAUUAAAUUGUACAAAAAAUUGGGUGGCGAGUCAUGCCAAGAUGAUAUAAAUUUCUAUUUUGUUGUACCUACCGAUUUGUAUGGUGAUUUAAAAAGGCAAAAUUUUUGUAAUGCGGGCAGGAAGAUUGCUACAAGCGUUCCACCUUGGAUUACAAGGCGUAUUAAACAAUACGCGCUUGAGAUUGACUUGAGCUCCUUGUGA
This is a messenger RNA of Dentiscutata erythropus, 774 nucleotides long. NCBI's taxonomy places the organism in Eukaryota, Fungi, Glomeromycota, Glomeromycetes, Diversisporales, Gigasporaceae. The record is from the annotation of a GenBank genome assembly.